AGAAGGAUACGUAACUACGAAGAGGGUGAUGAUGUUUCUGCAGCUUCUUACUCCGAUCCUGUUGCUUCCUCUCUUGAUCUCGUCUUCCUCUGGUGAAGCGGUUAACUCGAGUGAGAACAGAGUAUGCGUUUCUAAAGGAGGACGAUCUCAUCAGGCGUACGAGCUAGAAGGAAAGCUUCCCGAGUCUGCUGAUCUUGAGUUUAAGGAUCUAAACAUGUGUAAUAUGUUCCACGAGAAGACUUGUUGCUCUGCUUCGCGGAUGCUCUCUGCUUCAUUAGCUCUCCAAAACCUAGCUACUCACGGAGAAGCUUCUAAAGACUGCUUGUUUUGGUUUGAGCUUUUGGAAUGUUCAAUCUGUCACCCUGACGUUGGAGUUCAAUCAGGUCCUCUUCGCGUUUGUGCCUCCUUCUGUGAUACUGUCUUUGAAGCUUGCUCAGACGCUUACUUUAGUACUAGUGAUUCCACUAAUCAGGUUAUAGUACCGUGUGUAGCAAGCAAUGAUACCAUCUGCGAGAAAGCUUCUAAGUUGGAGACUAAUGGCACAGCGUUCUGUGAAGCAGUGGGUUUCACUGUUGCUAAACCAGCUGGUGAUUCUGUAGAAGAGCCUUGUUAUGGAAGCAAAUCAAUUUUAGUGACAGUGGUGCCUGUGGUGGAGUCACUCAUGAAGACUGUGCGGCUUCAAGAUCGUAACUACGAGCUGCUGAUACUGGAUCUACAGACGUGUUUGAAAAUAGCAGUUUUUGUUCUAGAAUCAACCAUGAUUUACAGGUUGUUUUAUCAGCUGGUGAGGGAUGCGAGAAGAUUGAGAAGAAGGAACAGGAAUAGGAGAAGAUUUUAACUCUUUUUGAGUUUUCUUAGCAUUCAUAGGGAGUUUUCUUGUUGAGUUUUCUUAUCAUAUAACAUUCAUAUGGAAUCAAUUAUCUCACUGCUAUAACUCAU
Brassica oleracea var. oleracea is the source of this 939-nucleotide messenger RNA. RefSeq lists its product as uncharacterized. The record is from RefSeq and is a predicted model, not a curated record. The transcript is spliced from 4 exons. Bases 29 to 838 code for a protein of 269 amino acids. NCBI's taxonomy places the organism in Eukaryota, Viridiplantae, Streptophyta, Magnoliopsida, Brassicales, Brassicaceae.